AUGGGCUCCAGGGUGCGUCGAAUAUAUGUGGGAGCUAUUGCUCCUUCUCUUGUCGAUAAUAUUGGAGAUUUGGAGAAAAGGUUUGAGAAGUUUGGUAAGAUCGAGAAAGGUUUCUCACUUCAUACUAAAGAAAUUUUGGGCUACCAUUACGGAUACAUCAUGAUGCAUAUUGCCGAUGAUCAAUUAGCUAAACUUAUACGUUCAUUGAACGGUGUGAAUUACAAAGGUUCAAAGUUGGUUAUCCAAGAGGCUCGGCCUGAUUAUCGAACCCGUUGGGAGAAAGAUAGUCGGAGACAGGAUACCAAGAUCAAAGACAGACAAUUGAGAGACCGGAUAGCAAAGUGCCGGCUUGAAAGAAUUGCUAAAAAAGAUGUUAACCCUUUUGAACUCUCUCAGGUUAUCAAGGGAAGAGAAAGAAAGGACCCGAGAAAGAUAAAUCCUGCAAAAAUCACUAUGAGAACCAAUGUCAAAGGAGUUUUAAAGAUAGUGAGAGGACGGAAAACCAAGGUCUGGGGUUACAACAAAAACAAGCAUCCUGUGGAUCUCGUUUGGAGAUAUAUUGACGGAGAAUGGAGAGAUGGUAACGAUCAUACUGUCGAGAAAGUGAAAACAGAUAUCAAUAUGGGAGAGACUGAGCUUGAAAUUAACGAUGAAAAGGAGCGCACUAAUAAAAUGUUGGAAUCAUGGAUGGAUUCUUUUGAUUUCGAAAAGCCCAUGGAAUUGGAUGACGAAGAGGUUUUCGAGCAGCCUGAUGUUGUUGGAGGAGAGAUUAAUGGUGAUUUCGAGAUUGAGAAAUCUGAACCUGUUGAGGAACCUGCAGAAGAACCACAGGUGAGUGAAGAAGAGGAUGAGGAUAUUGAUACGGAGUUUUUGCCAUCGUUCCUGAAGAAACCAACUGAACCGGUUGAGGAACAAACAGACUCGAAAAACACUACAGAGACGUUGCGUACAUUGUUGAAUUCCACAGAAACAGAACAAGCGCCGGUGGUUGAAGAGCCUGUUCCUGUUGCGGCACCUCCGUCUGUCUCAAGAAAGUUUGCCUUGUUCUUCUCGCACUCAGACUCUCCAUUCUUGAGUGCCCAAACACAAAUAGCUUCCCUGCCAACUGUCCAGCUUGGAGAAGACUACGACAAGUGGUUCUGGGAAAACCGCGGUGAAAUGAACAGAUACUUCAGACGUCGUCGCAGAGACGUUCUCCGGCAGACCAAGAAAACCGGAAGAGUUGCAUUAAUAUAG
This is a messenger RNA of Ogataea philodendri, 1236 nucleotides long. RefSeq lists its product as uncharacterized. The coding region runs from base 1 to 1236 and encodes 411 amino acids. Lineage: Eukaryota; Fungi; Ascomycota; Pichiomycetes; Pichiales; Pichiaceae. Gene Ontology annotation, molecular function: nucleic acid binding. The transcript has a single exon. The record is from RefSeq and is a predicted model, not a curated record.